This is a messenger RNA of Hordeum vulgare subsp. vulgare (domesticated barley), 2705 nucleotides long. RefSeq names its product G-type lectin S-receptor-like serine/threonine-protein kinase B120. The record is from RefSeq and is a predicted model, not a curated record. Gene Ontology annotation, molecular function: protein serine/threonine kinase activity; ATP binding. NCBI's taxonomy places the organism in Eukaryota, Viridiplantae, Streptophyta, Magnoliopsida, Poales, Poaceae. The transcript is spliced from 6 exons. Gene Ontology annotation, biological process: recognition of pollen; protein phosphorylation. The coding region runs from base 309 to 2705 and encodes 798 amino acids.
CGAAAAUUAUAGUAACCAGUACAUUCAAACAAGAAAAUCCAGCUGUCACACCCAAAAGAAAAGUAAAUGCUUAAUCUUCCAGAUGAUAAGACUAGUCCAGAUGAUAUCAACCACAACCCAACAUUUUAACUUCCUAGAAAUAUCUCUCCUUGACUACUUCCAAUGUUCCCAGAAGCGUCCUGUGAAAGAAAACACACAAAUAAAAUGCUUGACUGACUCUGCCUCUCCCCAGAGUUCUGAUGUGCAUUCUCCAAGGCAACCAUCCACUUCGUUGCUUCCGUAUCCCAGUUCCAUAGUUUGUUACAGCAAUGGAUCCCCUUCCCAUACACACAAUCAUCUGCCUUGUUUGUUGGUCAUUUUGGUUAUUCCCAUUCUGUGCAUCAUCCGGCAGCCGUCUUCUUCCCGACAAGCCGCUUUCUGCUGGAAGCACCAUCACCUCCAACGGCGGAACUUUUGCCCUGGGAUUCUUCUCCCUGCCCAACUCCGGCACAAAACAAUACUAUGUCGGCAUAUGGUACAAGAAUAUACCCGAAGACAACAUUGUGUGGGUGGCCAACCGUGCUAUGCCGAUAGCUGAUCCUUCUUCUGCAACACUGGCCUUCACAAACGGAUCCGAUAUCGCCUUGUCAGGCACCAACGGCCAGCUUCUGUGGACAACAAACAUCAGCGCCACAAGAAAUUCAUCGUCAGAGGCGACUGGUGGAGAAGCCACGCUUGAAAACAAUGGGAAUUUUAUCCUUCGGUCAUCACAGGGCAACAUCUUAUGGCAAAGCUUCGAUUACCCGACCGACACUCUUCUUCCAGGCAUGAACCUCAGAGUCACCCACAAGACGCAUGCACUACAACGGCUCAUCUCUUGGAGAAACUCCCAAGACCCAUUCCCGGGCAACUUCUCAUAUGGUGCAGACCCUAAUGAGUUUCUGGUUCGUUAUGUAUGGAAAGGCUCAAAACCAUACUGGCGAAGUGCAGUAUGGAAUAACUAUUUGGUAGUCGGGCAGUAUAUCAAGAGUAUCAAGUCCACAUUUUACUUAACAAUGCAAACCAUAGAUGAUGAGGUCUACAUUUCCUUUGGAUUACCAGUACCAAGUGUAUCCUCAGUUGUGCUAGUGAAGAUGGACAGUUCAGGCAAGAUAAAGACACGAGUUUGGAAUAGCAACAUGUCCAAAUGGACUGACCUGGGGUCAGAACCUAACCAGGACUGCAACAAAUUUGGAUACUGUGGUCCAUUUGGUUACUGCGACAACACACAGCCUAUUGUGGCAUGCAAGUGUCUUGAUGGCUUUGAGCCAAACAACAAACAAGACUGGACGGCCCACAGGUUUUCACAGGGAUGCCACCGGACGGAAUCACUAAGAUGUGGUCAAGAGGAUGGCUUCUUAAAUAUGCCAACCAUGAAGGUUCCCAACCAGUUCUUGCAUGUCAAGAAUAGAAGCUUAGAUGAAUGCAUAGCAGAAUGCACCAGCAACUGCUCCUGCACGGCGUAUGCUUACACCAAUAUGAGCACCAAUGCUAUCAAUGGGGAUGGAAUUAGGUGCCUAUUAUGGAUUGGAGAUUUGAUUGACACCGAGAAGCUCCAUGCACAAGGAGAAAACCUCUACAUUCGGAUUAAUGGAUUGAAGGGCAAACAAAGAAACAAGAAAAUUUGGAAGAACCUGAUGUCAGGAACUUCAAGCACUUCUGUUGAACUUCAUGAUGGAAACUUAAAAUAUCCUUUUAUUAGCUUCAAAGAAAUUGUACUUGCAACAAACAACUUCUCUAACUCCAACAUGCUUGGACAUGGAGGUUUUGGCAAUGUUUACAAGGGGACAUUAGAAGAUGGUACAGAAAUUGCUGUGAAAAGGCUUAGUAAGGGUUCUGGCCAAGGGGUACUGGAGUUCACAAAUGAAGUAAUACUCAUUGCGAAGUUGCAGCACAAAAACUUGGUUAGACUUCUCGGUUUCUGCAUCCAUGGAGAUGAGAAACUAUUGAUAUACGAAUACUUACCUAAGAAAAGUCUGGACGCCAUGCUUUUUGAUGCCACACUAAAACAGUUGCUUGAUUGGCCAAUAAGAUUCGAGAUAAUCAAAGGGGUAGCUAGAGGACUUCUUUAUCUCCAUCAAGAUUCAAGGUUGAAGAUAAUCCACAGGGAUCUCAAAGCAAGCAACAUAUUAUUAGAUGCUGAAAUGAGCCCUAAGAUAUCUGAUUUUGGUAUGGCAAGGAUAUUUGGCGGAAAUCAGCAGCAAGAAAAUACCAACCGCGUUGUUGGCACAUACGGUUACAUGUCACCUGAAUAUGCUUUGAAAGGAGUGUUUUCUGUCAAGUCUGAUGUAUACAGCUUUGGGGUUUUACUUCUAGAGAUUGUGAGUGGCUCAAAGAUCAGCUCUGUGCACCUAAAAGCAGACUUCUCCAGCAUUAUAGCCUAUGCAUGGAGCUUAUGGAAGGAUGGGGACACGAAGGAUUUUGUUGACUCGUCAAUUGUGGGGAGCUGUUCAUUUAAUGAAACUAUACGGUGCAUCCAUAUCGGACUCUUGUGUGUUCAAGACAGCCCAAAUGCGCGGCCACUCGUGUCAUCAAUCAUGUCCUUUCUGGAGAAUGGAGACAUUUUACUUCCACCUCCAAAAGAGCCUAUGUAUUUUGCAGAAAAUAACUAUGGUGCUGAUGGAGAAGCAGAAAAUACUGUGAAUUCUGCAAAUACCAUGAGCAUUACAGCACUAAAGGGACGCUAG